CGGGGGGACACUGGCAGACUGGAGCCCCGCAGUUGCCAGGCCUGCAUCCCGUGGAGGACCGUGACUCUGGGGAGGAGCACUUCGGCGGCGGCUGGCGAUCCAGCCAGGCGCCUCUCGCCUGCUCGGCCCCUGCGCUGAGUGAGGCUCCGUCCGAAGAGGUGACAGGCAUCGCCGCCCCCGCCACGUUCGGAGAUCCACCCCAGGGCGAAGGAGCCGGAGAUGCCCCGCGGCGGGGAUCGGGGCCCGGAGAGAAGGGCUGAGAAGCUGACUCGCGCGGGCGGGGCUUCUGGCUGAGCCGGGCACUGGCUGCUUUCCCCAGCAAGGAUGCUGCUUUAGUUUGGACUGACUCGCUGGCACGGAUGCCGCUUCUCCUCCUCUCUGCUUGAUGCCCUCUCCUGCUCCAGCCCUCCAAGUGGCAGCCCGAGAAAGGAUGCCAGAAGGCGCUGGGUGGAUUCUGCGCCCACCUCCGCCUCUCCCUCUCUCUGGGGGAAAGAAGAGUUGACGGCGGUGGGGGACAUUUCGUCGCUGCUGCUGCUGCUGCUGUUUAAAAAAAAAAACUUCAUCCAAAGACUUUGCUCAGCCCUCUUCUGCCACACCAUCAAGAUGGGGCCUGCGUGUGUGACUGACUGCAAAGGACAUUCCUAAGCCUGGCGUUGGAAGGAGGAACUGAGAAACCGCUUCUGGUGCCUCUAUGCCUUGACCUGCCGGUGGCCUUGUGUUAAUGGGAGCUGAGCCUUCACUGAGGUAACUUUUGGCCAUCAGCAGGUCCUCUUAACAAAUUCACUGAGGAUCCGUUGGCCGAUACAGGCAAGAUGCCUCGGAACAGGGCCUUCUCCGAGCCGGAAUACUCGGCCGAGUACUCGGCAGACUACUCGGUCAGCCUGCCCUCUGACCCUGAGCAUGGGGUAGGCCGGACCCAUGAGGUGACGGUGAGGAACUCUGGCUCGUGCCUCUGCCUGCCGCGCUUUAUGCGCCUCACCUUUGCCCCAGAGUCCCUGGAGAACCUCUACCAGACCUAUUUCCGGCGGCAGCGCCAUGAGACCUUGCUGGUCUUGGUGGUCUUUGCCGCCCUCUUCGACUGCUACGUUAUCAUCAUGUGCACUGUGCUGUACACCUCAGAGAAGCUGCCACCCACCCUGGCGGCCUCAGUGGGCCUGGCCGCCCAGAUCCUCCUCUUCAUCCUAUGCAAGUACAAACUCCUGCCGGACCGCGUCACCCGGAAGUUCAUGCCCUACUUCCUGUGGCUACUCAUCGCUGCCCAGAUAUUCUGCUACCUGGGCUUGAACUUUGCCCGCUUCCACGAGGCCAGUGACACAGUUGGCUGGCAGGCCUUCUUCAUCUUCUCCUUCUUCAUCACCCUCCCCCUGCGCCUCACGCCCAUUGUGCUGAUCUCAGCGGUCUCCUGCGGCAUUCACACCCUGGUCCUGGGGGUCACCAUUGUGCAGCAGCAGCAGCAGGAGGAAUCUCUCAUCCGAGGGGGCCUCUUGUGGCAGAUCCUGUCCAACGUUGCCAUCUACCUGUGUACCAUCUGCGUGGGCAUCAUGUCGUACUACAUGGCAGAUCGUAAACACCGCAAAGCCUUCCUGGAAGCAAGGCAGUCUCUGGAGGUCAAGCUCAAUCUGGAGGAGCAAAGCCAGCAGCAGGAAGGGCUGAUGCUUUCAAUUUUGCCCAAGCAUGUGGCUGAUGAGAUGCUGAAGGAUAUGACGAAGGACGCAAGCCAGAAAGAAAUGCAGCAGUUUAAUACCAUGUACAUGUACCGCCAUGAAAAUGUCAGUAUCCUCUUUGCUGACAUCGUAGGUUUCACUCAGCUAUCAUCAUAUUGCAGUGCCCAGGAACUGGUGAAGCUUCUGAAUGAGCUCUUUGCUCGCUUCGAUAAACUAGCAGCAAAAUACCACCAACUGCGUAUCAAGAUCCUGGGAGACUGUUACUACUGCAUCUGUGGACUGCCAGACUAUCGCGAUGACCAUGCUGUUUGCUCCAUCAUGAUGGGUCUUGCCAUGGUGGAGGCAAUCUCCUAUGUGCGAGAGAAGACCAAAACAGACGUGGACAUGCGUGUGGGUGUACAUAGUGGCACUGUUCUGGGCGGAGUCCUUGGACAGAAGCGUUGGCAGUAUGAUGUGUGGUCCACGGAUGUGACGGUGGCUAACAAGAUGGAAGCAGGUGGCAUCCCAGGGCGCGUACACAUUUCCCAGAACACCAUGGACUGCUUGAAGGGAGAGUUUGAGGUGGAGCCAGGAGAUGGUGGAUCCCGGUGUGAAUACCUGAAGGAGAAGGGGAUUGUAACCUAUCUUAUACUGGUACCUAAGCAGCCACUCAAGAAUGGGAUCAAUGGUGUGAAAUUAUCUGUCUCAUCAUCCCAUGGGAACUCACCGCCACUGAUCAACACCAAAGAAUGCAAUGGGAGCAUUAACACCACCUGCACAACACCAGAUGAGGCAGAGGAACUGGACACCAGGGUGGUGAACCCCUCCUUUCCCAACCCUCGGCGGCGUCUGCGCUUGCGUGACCUGGCAGAGAGAGUGGUGGACGCUUCAGAGAACGAGCAGGAGCUGAAUAAAUUGCUCAACGAAGCCUUGUUGGAGAGGGAGUCCGUGCAGGCACUGAAGGGCAAAUCCACAUUCCGCCUGUCCAUGCGCUUCGUUGACCCCGAGAUGGAGACGCGUUACUCUGUGGAGAAGGAGAAGCAGAGUGGGGCAGCCUUCAGCUGCUCGUGUGUCGUCCUCUUCUUCACUUUCCUCGUGGAGGUCUUCAUCGAUCCACGGCUGAUGGCAAAUUACAUGACCUUCAUUAUUGGUGAGAUCCUUCUCCUCAUCCUGACCCUUUGCUCACUGGCUGCCAUCUUUCCCAGGGUCUUCCCUAAAAGGCUGGUGGCUUUUUCCACUUGGAUCGACAGGACUCGGUGGGCCAGGAACACGUGGGCCAUGUCAGCCAUUUUCAUCCUCACCAUGGCAGACAUUGUGGAGAUGCUCAGCUGCCAACAGUAUUACACUUUUGUCAAUGGUACGGAACAGUCACAGCAGAGCUGCGUGGAGAACCCCAAGUACUACAGCUACAUCGCUGUCUUGGCCCUCAUUGCAACCAUCAUGCUGGUGCAGGUCAGCCACAUGGUCAAGCUCACCCUCAUGCUGAUGAUCACUGGGGCAGUGGGCAUGGUCAACAUCCUGGCCUGGCAGCAGAUCUUCGAUAAGUAUGACGAGGACCGAUUCCAUGAGAACAUGUCAUCGCUGGUUCCAUCCAAGUAUUCCAUGACAGCCAUGAUCUUUGUGAUGAUGCUCAGUUUCUACUAUUUCUCGCGCCAUGUGGAAAAGCUGGCCAGGACUUUAUUCUUGUGGAAGAUCGACGUCCACGACCAGAAAGAGCGUGUGUAUGAGAUGAGGCGCUGGAACGAGGCCCUGGUCACCAACAUGCUGCCAGAGCAUGUCGCUCGGCACUUCCUUGGGUCCAAGAAACGGGAUGAGGAGCUCUAUAGUCAGUCUUACGAUGAGAUCGGAGUCAUGUUUGCCUCCCUCCCAAACUUCGCUGACUUCUACACAGAGGAAAGCAUCAACAAUGGCGGGAUCGAGUGCCUGCGCUUCCUCAACGAGAUCAUCUCGGAUUUUGAUGCGCUCCUAGACGACCCCCAAUUCCGAUGCAUCACCAAAAUCAAAACCAUUGGUAGCACCUACAUGGCAGCUUCUGGAGUGACCCCAGAUGUCAACAUGAAUGGUUACAACAGCACUGUUAAGAAGGAGGACCUUUCAGAAAAGGAGCGCUGGCAGCACUUGGCGGAUCUGGCUGACUUUGCCUUGGCCAUGAAACAGACCCUGAUGAACAUUAACUACCAAUCUUUCAAUAACUUCAUGCUGCGAAUAGGUAUGAAUAAAGGAGCAGUGCUGGCAGGGGUCAUUGGGGCCCGCAAACCUCACUACGACAUCUGGGGGAACACCGUGAACGUGGCUAGCCGGAUGGAGUCCACAGGCGUCAUGGGAAAUAUACAGGUAGUGGAGGAGACUCACUUCAUCCUGAAGGAGUACGGCUUCCGCUUUGUACGCCGAGGGCCCAUCUUUGUCAAGGGCAAAGGAGAACUGCUGACCUACUUCAUGAAAGGGCGUGAGAAGCAAGGCUCUUUCAUUAAUGGCUCCUCCGUGACUCUGCCCCACCAGGUAGUUGACAGCUCGUGAUGGCUCUCGGGUUCUGCACAUUGGUUACAGAAGAGAGCAGGCACCUCUGCCAGACCCAGCGGCACACACCGUUUUCAGCACCUUUGGGCGAGAGAUUGCUAUGUACACUGUUUAGAUUUACGGGAAAUUGACCCCUUUGCCCGCUUCUAUCUUCUUGAAGUUUUAUUACGUGUAAAAGGACUCCCUUUGAUAUCAGCAUCUGCAUUUGCAUCUUGAUGUAGACGAGGGAGGGGGGAGUAAUAUUGGUGGGAAGUUCCUGCCUCUCAUGCAAAGACGCGGACCCUUGCCCAUCUGGGUCUGGAAAGAGGAAGGCAGAAUCCCCAAAGCAGCAUUGCUCGCUCCAGUGGGGUCCCCUUGGCUGCGUAUCUUUUUAGUCCAAGUGAGGGGAUGGUGCUGUGGCUUGAAUUUUCCACAGACAUCACCUCCAUGUAGAGCUUACUGCUAAAAUAAAUGCAAACUCAGGGUGGGUAUUAACAGCAGGUAGAAGGGCUGGCAGAGAAAGCCACACGAGGGCAUGCUAGGGUGUUUUUAAAAAAUUAGUUCAGAAGGAGCUCACCUUUGCCACAAAAUCAUCAAAAGUAGGGACGAGGAAAAAGACUGAGUGCAAUGUAUUUUCUGACUCUAAAAAGAUGUCCUAUUUCAAAUAUAUAAAUAUAUAUAAAUAUAUAUAUAUAAAAAGAUACAGAUUAACUUUAUAUUUUUAAUCGUGUCUUACUUCUGAAAGCAAGGUGCCUCUUUGAGACAGCACCUUGUCACUUUUGCUGCUCUCACUUCAGCUGUUGCUUUAAAGGAAGAGAUUUAUAAAGUCUGGUCAAAUACUGUUUUUAUAAAUGCCUUCAUCUGUUAUAUUGAAAUACAAAAAAAUGUAAUUAUUUCUCUAGUUUCUCAAAUAGAACCAGUUGGAUUUUAAAGAGUUA
Molecule: messenger RNA, 5077 nt
Organism: Hemicordylus capensis (graceful crag lizard)
Lineage: Eukaryota; Metazoa; Chordata; Lepidosauria; Squamata; Cordylidae
Gene: ADCY3
Product: adenylate cyclase 3
Exons: 23
Coding region: 813-4160 (1115 amino acids)
Biological process (GO): cAMP biosynthetic process; intracellular signal transduction; adenylate cyclase-activating G protein-coupled receptor signaling pathway
Cellular component (GO): plasma membrane
Molecular function (GO): adenylate cyclase activity
Source: RefSeq, a predicted model, not a curated record